Lotus japonicus is the source of this 1338-nucleotide messenger RNA. Its product is annotated as SPX domain-containing protein 2-like. Bases 119 to 949 code for a protein of 276 amino acids. The record is from RefSeq and is a predicted model, not a curated record. NCBI's taxonomy places the organism in Eukaryota, Viridiplantae, Streptophyta, Magnoliopsida, Fabales, Fabaceae. Gene Ontology annotation, biological process: cellular response to phosphate starvation. The transcript has 3 exons.
AGGUUUUUUAAAUCCGCAUUUCAAGUUCAGUUUCUAACCCCAAAAAAAAAACAAACAUUCCUACGUUCUCUUCUUCUCCCUUUCCCUUUCGUUCAAUUUUUUCAGAACCAAAACAACGAUGAAGUUCUGGAAGAUUCUGAGCAACCAGAUCGAGCAAACGCUACCUGAUUGGCGUGACAAGUUUCUCUCCUACAAGGAUCUCAAGAAACAGCUCAAGCUCAUAGCCCCCAAAGAACCCUCCUCCUCCUCCUCCUCCCUCAAACGACGCCGUUCCGACAACGACGACGGCGCCGGCGAGGUCUCCAAAGAGGUCAACGAUUUCCUCCGUCUUUUGGAGGUCGAGAUUGAAAAGUUCAACGCCUUUUUCGUCGAGAUGGAAGAGGAAUAUGUAAUCAAAUGGAAGGAGUUGCAAAACAAAGUUGCUUGGGCCAAGAAUUCAGAUGUAGAUUUGAUGCCAGUAGGGAGGGAAAUAGUGGAUUUGCAUGGAGAGAUGGUUUUGUUGGAGAACUACAGUGCACUUAACUACACAGGUCUAGUGAAGAUAAUAAAGAAAUAUGAUAAGCGAACUGGUGCGCUACUUCGAUUACCUUUUAUCCAAGAUGUAUUGAACCAGCCCUUCUUCAAAAUUGAUGUUCUUAACAAGCUUGUAAAGGAGUGUGAGGUGAUGCUAAGUAUUCUUUUCCCCAAAAGUGGGUCUCUAGGUCCAUCCUUCUCAACUAGUGAUCUUGAGGAAGAAGCGUGCAGUUCCAUGACUGCAAAUGAAAAUAGAGAGACACUGAAGCAGGUGCCAAAAGAACUUGCCGAAAUCCAAAAUAUGGAGAACAUGUUCAUCAAACUAACUACAUCAGCAUUGGAUACCUUGAAAGAGAUUAGGGGUGGAAGCUCGACCGUAAGCAUAUACUCAUUGCCUCCGCAUAAGGAGGCUAUGGUAGAGCAAGCAGCCAAAUAGAUGUUUGGAGUAACACAGGAUAUGUGCUGACUUUGUAUCAUAUCACUCUUUUUUCUCUGCUUUAGAUCAAACAGCCAAAUAUAGAUGAUGGCAAUAACUUGUGAUAGCUGCUGAACAUUGUCCUUUUCUAUGUUGAGAAGAGAACCCCAUUCAAAAUGAGGCUGGAGGGGAAUCUGUCCUCCUUUUUGGAACAGUGUCCGAUGGUAGAUGGAUGCGGCUAGAUUGAUUUUCUCCUUUUUUUUUUUCUUUUUUAUGCACAAAAUUCUCUUCAGGGUUAUAGGGGCAUGGAAUCUGGAAAAACAGCAUGUGCAGCUUCAGCUUGUAUCACCUUAUUAACUAUGGUCAUUAUUUUUGUCACCACCCCUAUAGAUAUUCAUAUCAUACUCUUC